Molecule: messenger RNA, 1230 nt
Organism: Botrytis deweyae
Lineage: Eukaryota; Fungi; Ascomycota; Leotiomycetes; Helotiales; Sclerotiniaceae
Exons: 3
Coding region: 1-1230 (409 amino acids)
Cellular component (GO): endoplasmic reticulum membrane
Source: RefSeq, a predicted model, not a curated record
AUGGAGGGGUUACUCGAACUUCCGUUGCAGAUAUUGGGGGGAUUAUGGGAGAUGGUGAGGGAUACGCCGGCGCAUAUAUUGGGGUUGAUUUUGAUCGGGUUGGUGGUUGUAGGAUUAGGUUGUAUAUACGCUCUCCUCCUACUCGUCGCGCCUGUCCCCAGACCUCCCUACCCAUCCGAAAAAACAUACAUAACCACCACUCCCUCUGGCACCACCGAAACCAAACCCCUAACCUGUUGGUAUGAUUCUUGGGUCGCGCAUCGCGAAGCCUCGGUUUCGAAGAGUGGUUCAUCCGCGCAAAAUAAUAUCCGCACCGGGGCGAUCGAACCCGCAACUCUAGAAAUGAGUCUGGUGGUGCCGGCAUAUAAUGAAGAGGAACGGUUAAUCGGCAUGUUGGAAGAAGCCCUUUCGUUUCUCGAUACGACAUAUGGACGUGUGGCGAAAGGAAAAGGGACGGGAACGGGGUAUGAGAUUUUAUUGGUGAAUGAUGGGAGUCGAGAUCGCACGGUGGAGAUCGCGUUGGAGUUUUCGCGGAAGAAUGAUUUGCAUGAUGUUUUGAGAAUCGUGACGUUGGAGGAGAAUCGCGGGAAGGGAGGUGCGGUUACGCAUGGCAUGAGACAUGUGAGGGGGGAAUAUGCGGUGUUUGCUGAUGCGGAUGGAGCGAGUCGGUUUGCGGAUUUGGGGAAGCUUGUAAAGGGGGUUAAGGAGGUGGUGGAUGAGGAGGGGAGAGGUGUGGCGGUGGGAAGUAGAGCUUGGUUGGUGGGAAGUGAAGCGGUUGUUAAGCGCUCCGCCCUCCGCAACACCCUAAUGCAUUCCUUCCACCUCCUCCUCCGUCUCCUCACACCCCCCGCCACCUCCCGCAUCCGCGACACCCAAUGCGGAUUCAAACUCUUCACUCGCGCGGCCCUCCCCCACAUCAUCCCGUAUAUGCAUGCCGAAGGCUGGAUUUUCGACGUCGAAAUGCUCAUGUUGGCUGAGAGUGCGCCGGGGGUGGAGGAUGGAGAGGGGGAGGGGGAGGGGGAGGGAAAAAGAAAGGGAAAAGGAAAUGGAAAUGGAAAUGGAAAUGGAAAAGAAAAAGGAAUCAAAGUUUCCGAACAGCCGAUUGCCUGGCAGGAAGUCGGAGGUAGUAAAUUGAAUGUGAUGUGGGAUAGCUUGGGGAUGGCGUGGGGAUUGGCGGUUUUGAGAGGGGGAUGGGAAUGGGGGUUUGGAGGAGGAGGUGAGGUGAGGUGA